Messenger RNA from Orbicella faveolata, 429 nucleotides. RefSeq names its product dynein light chain Tctex-type 5-like. Gene Ontology annotation, cellular component: cytoplasmic dynein complex; cytoplasm. The record is from RefSeq and is a predicted model, not a curated record. Gene Ontology annotation, molecular function: dynein intermediate chain binding. Gene Ontology annotation, biological process: microtubule-based movement. NCBI's taxonomy places the organism in Eukaryota, Metazoa, Cnidaria, Anthozoa, Scleractinia, Merulinidae.
AUGAUGAGAAAACGCACUUUUGAAAGCGCGGCCAUUACUUCUCGUACUCCGCUGGGUGGCCUUAUGAAAGACGGCGACUUGCUUAUUCUUCAACCGGCCUGUAAACUUCAAGAUCUUCAAAUACAAGAUACGAUUGAGGAAGUACUAAGAUCUAACUUACAAGGAGUUGGCUUCACCUCAUGGGACAGCGACGCUAGAUGUGACACACUGAGCCAGAUUAUCAAACAAAAACUACGAAAUAUUCAACACCAGUUCUCCGAUUUCACUGUGGUUGUUUUGAUGGGACAGGCGAACGACACUGGAAUAGUGAAAGCUUCACAUAAGGUAUGGAAGCCAGAGUAUGACAGCUUUGCUUCUGCCUGGUACAAAAACGAGUCCUUGUUUGCGGUGGGAACUGUGUUCGCUACUUACGCUACUAGGAACUUUUAA